AUGGCUACCCAAACUAUUCACCACACUCGCUGUAACAGCUUUCCCCUCCCAUCUACACAGCAUCCACUAUCUACAGAGGUUAAUGAGCAUUUGAACAGAUUAAGGGCUUCUGCAGCUACAUCUACCUCAUCAUCAUCAUCAAUAAGCCAUAAACUAAAUGGCUUUCAGGAUUUGUAUGUUUGUGUUGAUGAGUUGCUUCAACUGCCUUUAUUCCAGCAAGCUUUAGCCCAAGAACAACAUAAGGAAUGGGUUGAUGAGUUGUUGGAUGGUUCUCUUAGGCUCCUGGACCUGUGUAGCACUACUAAGGAUGUUGUGCUGCGAACAAAGGAAAGCGCAAAUGAACUUCAAUCAGCUUUGCGUAGAAGGAAGAGUGGUGAAAUUGAGCUUGUAAGUGAGGUGAGGAAGUACUUAACCUCCAGGAAAGUUGUCAAAAAGACUAUCCACAAGGCAUUGGGAAAUCUGAAGGGCAUACAAACAAAACAAAUUUUCUCUCCUUCAGACGAUCAUGAGACAAAGGCCAUUGUUAGCAUUCUCCGAGAGGUUGAAUCAGUCACUUCUUCCAUGUUUAACCAUUUGUUAUCUCUGAUCAAUGGGCCGAACCCUGGAAGUUGGUUAUUAUUUUCGAAACUAAUGCAUCACAAAAGAAUAACUUGGGAGGAAGCAGGAAGAGACAUAAAUGGAUUUGAAAAUGUUGAUACUGCUUUAAAAUCCCUUGCGAGUCAGAAGAUGAGCAAAUCUGAGAACAUCAUGAACCUUGAGAUCCAAAACCAUCUAAAAGACUUGGAGCUGUGUAUUCAAGUCCUUGAAGAUGGAUUCGACUGCCUCUUCAGGUGUAUGAUCAAAGCUAGAGUCUCCCUUCUCAGCAGCCUUACCUCGUAG
Durio zibethinus is the source of this 879-nucleotide messenger RNA. NCBI's taxonomy places the organism in Eukaryota, Viridiplantae, Streptophyta, Magnoliopsida, Malvales, Malvaceae. The record is from RefSeq and is a predicted model, not a curated record.